AUGGACUCGCUCGGCGGGACACCGCUCCACUGCGCCGUCCGAUACAAACAUGUCGCAUGCGCCGAGGUCCUGCUCGAGGCCGGCGAGGCCGACUUUAACGCCGCUGAUCGGGUCGGCUCGACUGUGGUCCAUCUCGCUGCGCGGUACUACGAUCCGGAGACGCUCAAUCUGCUGCUGGACUACGGUGAGGAGCUCGAGUUGGACGCAACAGACAAGACUGGGGCCACCGCUCUGGUAUGGGCGCUGCGGAGCGGGUCGCGGGCGGCGGCCGAGGAGCUCAUUGCCGCUGGCGCCGACGUCAACCUCGCCGACUCGGACGACAAGUCCCCGUUGCAUCUGGCGGCGGUCCUUGGCGCAAGCUCGGUCUGCUCGGCGCUGCUCGAUGCCGGCGCGCAGGUCGACAACGCCGAUGCCAAGGGCGCUACGCCGCUGUACUGGGCCGCGCGGCGUGGGCAUCUCAACAUUGUCGACAUGCUGGUCAACGCCGGAGCCUCGCUUAACGAGCCCGACGAGGCCGGAUGGACGCCGCUCCAUUGGUCGGCCCGCUUUGGCCACACCCCGGUCGCGCAUCGGCUCAUCGACGCCGGCGCGGACAAGACUGCCGUGACCACCGGCGGCAAGACCAUCGAGGACUGCGUCCCGCGGCAGAACACCCGCAUGCUCUCGCUCAUCACCGGCCGCUCCUUCUCCCGCUCCGCAUACAUGGCCCCGCUCUCCAAGCCUGACGACCACGCCCACGAUCGUGGCGUUGACGAGCUCGACUACUCUGGCUACGACGCGUACGAGUACUCGGACGGCGCCGGCCAGGCCCGGCGAAGCCGCGGCCGCGGACCGGCGGCAGGCGGGAGCAAAUCGUUUGUCACACAGGACCCGCCCUACGGCGACUACGCCUACGGCGACUAUUCGUACUCGCAGUAG
Thecamonas trahens ATCC 50062 is the source of this 918-nucleotide messenger RNA. RefSeq lists its product as uncharacterized. The transcript has a single exon. Lineage: Eukaryota; Apusomonadida; Apusomonadidae. Gene Ontology annotation, molecular function: protein binding. Bases 1 to 918 code for a protein of 305 amino acids. The record is from RefSeq and is a predicted model, not a curated record.